AUGUUUAGAGAUAGGACUAAUCUGUACUUGUCCUACAGGCGGACGUUUCCGCACAAUGUGAGGCUAUCGAGCACGUACCGGGACGACAGCGAUAAAGCCACUACUGAGUUUGAUAUUGACAAUGAGGCAUACCCAAUGAUAGAGAUGGGCGUACACAGUAAGGGUAAGAACACAUUACCGCCGGUAUUCAUUGAUAUCGCUCGGGAUAUAGAUGACUAUUUGGACAAAGUUCGGGAGCACACUGCGAAAUUGCACAAGUUAUACCAGAAGAACUCGCUUCCAGGGUUCGAGGACAAGACUCACGAUGAGAAGCUUAUAGAAGAUAUUAGUUUCAAAGUGAUACAGUUAUUUCAGAAGUGUUACAAUAUUAUGAAGAAACUAAAAGGUAUAUACGAUGACCAGACGGUCGAUGGUAGAAGGCUAAAUAGAGGUGAGCUGAUGAUACUGGAUAAUGUACAGAAAAGUUAUGCCGAUAAGAUACAAAUAGAAAGCAAUAAAUUUAGGGCACUACAGAACAACUACUUGAAAUUCUUAAAUAAGGAUGACUUGAAGCCCAUAAGCAACAACACAUUGAAAAGCAGUAGCGCAAAUGAAACUGCGCUUUUAGAAGAAGAUACAAUUGGUGGUAUUGGUGCUAGGGAGCAACAAGAAAUUGAAGAAUAUUCACGGCAAACCUUACAACGGAGACAAGCGACCUCAUCAGAUAAUUAUUUACAUGUCAGAGAUGAAGAGAUUACCCAACUAGCCCAAGGCGUUCUUGAAGUUAGUACAAUUUUUAGGGAAAUGCAAAGCCUGAUAAUAGAUCAAGGGACUAUCAUUGAUAGGAUUGAUUACAACUUAGAGAAUACAGUUAUUGAACUAAAAUCUGCUCAGAAUGAGUUGAAUAAGGCCACUACUUAUCAAAAGAGGACUCAAAAAUGUAAAAUUAUUCUUUUGCUCACAUUAUGUGUUAUCGCAUUAAUAUUCUUUAUCUUAUUAAAGCCUCGGGGAGGUUCCACUCGUGUAGUGCAUGAAGUAGAGCAGGUACCUGUGCCUGUUCAUCCUGAGAUAAAUGAUUUUGAGAAUGAUAAACGUUAUAUAGAAGACAACAUACAAUUAAUUUGA
Molecule: messenger RNA, 1104 nt
Organism: Nakaseomyces glabratus
Lineage: Eukaryota; Fungi; Ascomycota; Saccharomycetes; Saccharomycetales; Saccharomycetaceae
Gene: TLG2
Product: t-SNARE syntaxin TLG2
Biological process (GO): vesicle fusion; vesicle-mediated transport; intracellular protein transport
Cellular component (GO): endomembrane system; SNARE complex; membrane
Molecular function (GO): SNAP receptor activity; SNARE binding
Source: RefSeq, a predicted model, not a curated record